Molecule: messenger RNA, 3365 nt
Organism: Cololabis saira (Pacific saury)
Lineage: Eukaryota; Metazoa; Chordata; Actinopteri; Beloniformes; Belonidae
Product: NLR family CARD domain-containing protein 3-like
Exons: 11
Coding region: 1-3285 (1094 amino acids)
Molecular function (GO): protein binding
Source: RefSeq, a predicted model, not a curated record
AUGGGUCAGGUUGAGAGCAGAGAGGAGGGAGUCCUUCCCUCCAAAACCUCCCCCAGGGGAAAACCUGAGAGAGAAGAAGAGAGAGAGCCUGAACCUGGUCCCAGCUGUGUGUCCUUGAAGAGUGAUGCAUCAAAGGAUUUACCUAUCCUUUUUAAAGAUGCUCCUGGUUUUCCUUCAGACGGACGGUUGUUGAUGUUUCCAGAAACACAGCAGACUAUAAAGGGGGUGUUGGAGUCUCUUCUGAGUGACUGUAGUUCAGCGAUCCCAGAGUCCCCCAGUGGUCCGUCUGUCCAGCAGCAUCAGACCCAGCUGGACUCCAUCUUUCAGCUGCUGGAGGACGACAUCAUCAUGUUUGUGAAGGACGAGCUGAAGAAGAUCCAGAAGGUUCUGAGUCCAGAUUACCCAGAAUCCUCAGAGAGUCUGGAGGAUGAUGAAGAUGAAGAGCAGAAGAGCAUCAGAGAGACAUUCAUGAAGAUCACGGUGAAGUUCUUGAGGAGGAGGAAGCAGGAGAAGCUGGCUGACCUCCUGCAGAGAAAAACCAUCGCUGCCGUUUGUCAAUCCAAACUCAAACGUCAGCUGCAGAAGAAGUACCAGCAUGUGUCUGAGGGGAUUGCUAAAGCAGGAGAGAAAACCCUUCUGGAGCAGAUCUACACGGAGCUCUACAUCACAGAGGGAGGGGCCGGAGAGGUCAACCAUGAACAUGAAGUCAGACAGAUUGAAGCAGCUUCCAGGAAACCACACAGAGCAGAAACAGCCAUCAGACAGGAAGACAUCUUUAAACCCCCACCUGGAAGAGAUGAACCAAUCAGAACGGUGAUGACGAAGGGAGUGGCCGGCAUCGGGAAAACAGUCCUAACACAGAAGUUCAGUCUGGACUGGGCUGAAGGCAGAACCAACCAGGACAUCCAGUUCCUGCUUCCAUUCACCUUCAGACAGCUGAAUGUGCUGAGAGAGAAGAAGUUCAGCUUGGUGGAACUAGUUCAUCACUUCUUCUCUGAAACCAGAGGAAUCUGCAGCUUUGAAGAGUUCCAGGUCGUGUUCAUCUUUGACGGUCUGGAUGAGAGUCGACUUCCUCUGGACUUCCACAACUCUACAGUCCUCAGUGACCCCAGAAGGUCCACCUCAGUGGACGUGCUGCUGACAAACCUCAUCAGGGGGAAACUGCUUCCUUCUGCUCGUCUCUGGAUCACCACACGACCCGCAGCAGCCAAUCAGAUCCCUCCUGAGUGUGUUGACAUGGUGACAGAAGUCAGAGGGUUCACUGACCCACAGAAGGAGGAAUACUUCAGGAAGAGGUUCAGAGAUAAGAAACAGACCAGCAGGAUCAUCUCCCACAUCAAGACAUCACGGAGCCUCCACAUCAUGUGCCACAUCCCAGUCUUCUGCUGGAUCACUGCUACGGUCCUGGAGAACGUCCUGGAGAACGUCCUGGAGAGCAGAGAGGGAGGGGGGCUGCCCAAGACCCUGACUGAGAUGUACAUCCACUUCCUGGUGGUCCAGGCCAAACUGAAGAAGGUCAAGUAUGAUGGAGGAGCUGGGACGGAUCCACACUGGAGUCCAGAGAGCAGGAAAAUGGUGGAGUCUCUGGGAAAACUGGCUUUUGAGCAGCUGCAGAAAGGAAACCUGAUCUUCUAUAAGAAAGACCUGAGAGAGUGUGGCAUCGAUGUCAGAGAGGCUUCAGUGUACUCAGGAGUGUUCACCCAGAUCUUUAGAGAGGAGAGCGGCCUGUACCAGGACCAGGUCUUCUGCUUCAUCCAUCUGAGUGUCCAGGAGUUUCUGGCUGCUCUUCAUGUCCAUCUGACCUUCAUCAAGUCUGGAGACAACCUGCUGGAGGAAGAGAAGAACACCUUCAGGUGGUUUAAAAAAAGAGCUAUGACUGACCUCUAUCAGAGUGCUGUGGACAAGGCCUUACAGAGUCCCAACGGACACCUGGACUUGUUCCUGCGCUUCCUCCUGGGUCUUUCAUUGGAGACCAAUCAGAACCUCCUACGAGGUCUGCUGAAACCAAAACACAGAAGUUCACAAAACAAUCAGGAAACAGUUGAAUACAUAAAGAAGAAGAUCAGUGAGGAUCUGUCUGCAGAGAGAAGCAUCAACCUGUUCCACUGUCUGAAUGAACUGAACGAUCGGUCUCUGGUGGAGGAGGUCCAACAGUCCCUGAGGUCAGGACGUCUCUCCACAGAUAAACUGUCUCCUGCUCAGUGGUCGGCUCUGGUCUUCAUCUUACUGUCAUCAGAAGAUCUGGAGGUGUUUGACCUGAAGAAGUUCUCAGCUUCAGAGGAGGCUCUACGGAGGCUGCUGCCGGUGGUCCAAGCCUCCAAGAAAGUUCUACUGAGUGGGUGUAACCUCUCAGGGAACAUCUGUCCACUUCUGUCCUCAGUUCUCAGCUCUCAGUCCUCCGGUCUGACAGAACUGGACCUGAGCAACAACGACCUGCAGGAUUCUGGACUGGAGCAGCUGUGUCCUGGACUGGAGAGUCCACACUGUCACCUGGAGUCUCUCAGGCUGUCAGGCUGUCUGAUCUCAGAGGAAGGAAGUUCUUCUCUGGUCUCAGCUCUGACGUCCAACGCCUCCCACCUGAGAGAGCUGGACCUGAGCUACAACCAUCCAGGAGAGUCAGCAGGGAAGCUUCUGUCUGGACUGGAGGAUCCCCGCUGGAGACUGGAUACUCUCAGGGUGGAGCCUGCUGGACAACGAUGGCUGACACCAGGAGGUCCGAGGAAGUAUUCCUGUCAACUCACCGCUGACACUAACACAGUCCACAACUACAUCAAACUGUCUGAUAACAACAGGAAGAUGACACGUGUGUUGGAGGAUCAGUCAUAUCCUGAUCAUCCAGACAGGUUUGAUGUCUAUCCUCAGCUUCUGUGUAGAGAAGUUCUGACGGGUCGCUGUUACUGGGAGGUCGGGUGGAUCGGACAUGUUUCUGUAUCAGUGAGUUACAGAAGAAUCAGCAGGAAAGGAAACUCUGGUGACUGUAGGUUUGGAGGAAACGAUCAUUCCUGGAGUCUGAACUGUGAUCCAGGUCUUCUAGGUUAUCAGUACUGUGUCUUGCACAAUAACAGAGAAACAUACAUCACCUCCUCAUCUCCAUGUCCAGACUCUGACAGAGCAGCAGUUUACGUGGACGUUCCUGCUGGAACUUUGUCCUUCUAUGAAGUCUACUCUGACAGACUGAUCCACCUCCACACCUUCAACACCACCUUCUCUGAACCUCUCUGUGCUGGAUUUGGACUCUGGCCCUGGUCCUGGCCUGAUUCCUCAGUGUCUCUGGGUCCAGUUUAGUCUCCAGAGUCUCCUGUCAGAGAAACUGUCUCUGCUGGAUCCUGGACUUGGACUCUGGUUCUGGUUCCUCAGUGUCUCCA